CUCUGGUUCCCAUUAAGUCUGGAUAUGCUUAUGGUCUCUUCGCAGGAGACCAUCCCAGUGUGCAGACGUGGAGCUGUGACAGUGUACGUGAUUGGCUCGGUUUGUGUCUCUGACUGUGUGUGUGUGUAAGGGCUGGGAACCUGCUACUGGUUUUCCAUUCGUGCGCAUAGGCACAGCCAGACGCACGGUCUCUCCGUAGAAACAGGCAGCAGGAAAAAAAAAAACAAACUCUCCACCGACUACUGCUCACAAACCAACAACUGUGACACGGAAGAAGAUAUUGGACUUGAAAUGUACCCACUGAGUCGGUGUGGGCAACAAAUAACACGGAAGAAGCUGCAAUGAAAGGAGAGUAAAGUGUGACAGGAGCUGGACGAAAAUUAACGCACGGAUCUGCGGCGUCUGCACGUGGACGGCGGGCGCUGAGACACGUCGUGAAGAGUGGAUAUCACCGUCUCCUCUUGAACUCUUUUCCACCUCUUCACUCCUGUGCCCACUUCAAAGAUGAACGCCAAAUCAGUCAUCAACAAGGAGGUGUUCAUACCCCACGAUGAAAAGAUGCUGGCUGCUGUGCAGGUGAAGCGCAGGACCAAGAAGAAGAUCCCUUUCCUGGCCACUGGUGGUCAAGGAGACUACAUGACAUUCAUCUGCCUCUCAGUGACAAAUAAGAAACCUUUCCACUUGUCCAUCACUAAGGUGAAGCAAUUUCAAGGGUUGUCCUCCUUUGUUAAACGAUCACAGUGGACUAUUGACCAGCUACGACAGAUCAACGGCAUUGACUCCAUCAAGGACUGCCCAGAGUUCGACCUAUUGUUCGAUAACGCCUUUGACCAGUGGGUUGCAAGCUCGGCUGGAGAGAAGUGCACCUUCAUACAGAUCCUUCACCACACCUGCCAGCGCUACUGCUCAGCACGAAAACCCGAGUUCAUCAACUGUCAGUCUAAACUGCUGGGGGGUAACAGUAUACUUCACUCAGCUGCUGACAGUGUGACCAGUGCUGUACAGAAGGCCAGUCAGGCUCUGAAUGAACGUGGCGAGCGGUUAGGCCGGACCGAGGAGAGGACCGCCGACAUGAUGAACAGCGCAGAGCAGUUUGCCGUCACCGCACACAAGAUCUUCUUGAGCGUCUCUCGUCAGCCUGGCUGCUGGAUCUUCAAUAUCCUUGUCCUGUGAUAUACAGUCUCUCGUGUACAGCAUCCCAGCUUUGUAGCGUUUCCUAAUUAAACUCCAAAUUCCCCAACUGUUACUGGUCGUUCUACCUGUUCAUUUCCAGUCUUGUCAGUCCUGGCCGUUCCUGUAAGAAUCUCCAUCCCUCUUGACACUCAGCUCCAGAUUCUGAACCCAUCUUCACUUCUUCUCUUUCUUUCUUCUGUGCUAUUGGUUGGUCCAAAUAGUUUAAACCUUGAUAUUUACACCCAUUUAUGUAAGACCAGUCCAUUUCCUGAUAUUAUUACCUAGUGUCUGUCCUCUACUGACUUCAUUUUUGCAAAAGAUGCACAUAUAAUUUGGAGUUUUUUUGUUUUGUUUUUUUACUUUUCUGUUCAUUUUCUAUUUUUCUCCUUCAGUCUUCUCUGGUAAAAGUAAAUACUGACCCCAUGUGGUGUAAUUUAGAGACACUACUUCUUUUAUUGUAAUAUAUCAUCUUUAUUAUAUGGAAAAAAAAUAAUUCAAACAUUCUGCAUGCAGUCUGUGCAGCAGGUAAAUGAUAAAUGCUAUUAUCACAGAGACAGAGUUAAUCCUCCUUUUACUGUUUCUUAACAAAAUGACUGCCAUGAGCAAAAUGUGGUUCCUUCUAGGAUAGCUCUUUUAUGCAGUAUCCAAUCAUAAAUCAUUUUAAGUAGCUUUUUUUAUUUUCAUUUUAUGGGUUGACAUCCAAUACAAAUGCUUUCAUAAGAAAAAACGGAAAACAAGACAAUGUUGUCUCCAAAACAUUCUAAAAUACUUGAUUUUUAUACAUGUAUUUUUUUUUCUGGCCACAGUUAUGACCAAAACCAUCCAGAAAUCACAGAGGAUUAAACAUGCUUUCUAAAAUACAUUAUUAUAAUAAUAAGAACCAUUUACUGGUGUGAUUUUUAAGAUUUUGAUAAAUAAUUGAACUGAUUGGAUUUUUACUUGAGUAGCCAAUCAUUUGUUUUCAUAAAAUUCAUGAUACAUUUUGAGACAUCUUUUGAUAGUGUGCCCUAGGAUUUUUUUAUAUCUAAAAUAUGUGUCAUGGCUCAGAAAAGGUUGUGAAACACUUAUCUACAGUACAUUUCUUCCCUCUCUGCCACCUCUGUUACUCUAAGUUUUAUUUAAUAGCGUGGACAAAUGGAGCAGAGCCGUGGUCGUGUGACAGUGCUGAUAUACAUGAUCUAUAGCAUUUAGAGCUGCAGAGGAGGGGAGCGAGUACCUCAUAAAAGCUUCUGUGUAGAACUCUGCUACCAUUACUCACCCUGCCAACUCCUGUGAAUUAUAUCUUGCUCCUAAAAACCCACCUCAUCUUUCAGCUUCCUUCUCCCUUUCUCAGCCAACAGUCGUCUCCUCGGCUCCUUUUUUUCUUCCUCACAUGCAGCUUCUAUGUAUGUCUCUAAACCUGAACAUCCUUUAUUUGUAAGAUUAGGAUCCUGUAUCUGGAAGCAACUGUCUGACUCCAGCAGAUUUUUCGAUGCCGCCAGGGGGUGCUCUUGUACCAGAGCAGAAAACAAAGACCAACACCCUCAGCUUUACUGCUUAGUGGUGUAUUGAUUAGCGGAGCUGGUUAUUAGGCUGUAAUUUUGUUGUAAUGUAAACAUUGAUCGGCAGUUGAAGGCAUGAGUUAAGGGCUGAAUGAACACUGUUCAAUAUCAGUAAUUGGGACAGUGAAUGUUCUGGCAGAGACCCCAAGUUCAGUGGGACAAGCACCAGCAUGCAGCUAAGCUAACAAGCUACAAGCCUACAGGCAAAUGACAGCCAUUAUUGUCAACAAUGUAACAGGAAGUACUGACGUAAACAUAAAAAAUUAAGUCGAAGUAAACAUUUAUUCUUGUUCAUUUGUAUUAAGACGUUCAGUUUGAAAGAAACAGGGACAAUAUUUAAAAUAAUUUACACAAUUUACAACCUGCAGUACAUCAACUGACCUACAGUCCAUGGACUCUGUAACGGACAUUCAGUUUCAAAAAGUUAUUUCACAAGAUUUAUUUUUUCAGUAUUUUCAGAGUAUUUUUUUACUGCCCUGCAUAUCAAUCAAUGCAAAAAUCCUUGCAUCGAUGAUUUGUUCAGCCGGGUGUCACCUUGGGAGCUGCACUGAGAUUUCCACAUGUCCCAUAGUCAACGGAUGUCAUUUUCAAAGAGAUUUGUUUUUUUUUCUAACUGUGUCCCCUGCUGGCCAACAGGCCUCAGGGCGACACUUUUUUAAUCUGUCGGCUCCGUAGCUCCACAGGAGUAAUUACAGCUAACACCCAGUGGUGAGGAGGGUGAAUAUAGUGAGCCUGCUCCUCUGUUUCUCAUUAUCACACACAAAUCUCUGUAGUUUUCCUCAAAGCUAUUACUCAGGAGCAGGGGUGGGGGGGAGUUAGCCUCAAUGUCACAGUAGCAGAAUAUUUCCUCAGGUAUGAUAGGAAGUCCGAGUAAUGUAUGUGGACUGCUGUUUGAACAAAUUCCAUUACCUGAAAGUGUGUUUUUUUAAUACAUGUAGCCUGGAUCAGCUUUACUCUAAUGUAGCCAUGUGUCUUCUAUGAAAUAUGCAGAGCCAUUACUGAUAUCGAAAAUUGCAUGAGAUUGUCAUUUUUUUCUGAACUCAUUCAUGGAGAUAAUGAUUCCAGCCGCUUUAUUAUUCAGUGGUUCCAAGGGGAUAUAUAUAUAUGUAUAUGUAUAUAUAUAUACAGUAUAUACUUGCAGUGGAGGCCGUAUAUGUGCACAUGAUGUUACCCAUAUAAAUAACCCCCAUAAUCCUAAAUGAAGUCUGGAGAGUCAGCUCAGGUCGACUCACUGGAGCUGCCUGCCGUACCUCCCACACGGCACACUCCACAACUCACUGCACCUUCCCCGUAAUAAGGCGCUCCAUUGAAGUUGUCACUUGUCCGCCUACGCCUUUGCUCAGCUAGCUCAGCGGUUAUCCCACCUUCAAAGGCUUACUCUGCUAUUUUCACGAGCUCACGCUCACCUGCAGUCUCUCACGGACGUAGCAGCAGUGUGCUAGUCUUUGUUAGCUUCUGCUUUCCUUUACUGUACAAACGAGAGCUGCGUGUAAAUUGUAAUUAUUCAUUAGAAUUAUGAAAACAUGAAUGUAAGUCAGGUCAGGAGUGGUGAAGCUCAGGAAGUCACCUCAGCGCCUGCACACAGUGACUUGGCAGAUGUGUAGCCAUGCCAAGUGCACAACAGCUGCCUGGCUCUAAAUCGGGCUGCCCAUCCUCCCUGUUCUACCCUCUGCCUUUGAAUUCCUGCGGAGUGCAAUGUCAGCCAUGCUGGAAUCAUCAUUUUUCAUCCUCAUCUGUGUCUUUAUGUGUGUAGCCUUCCCACUCGCUCGUCUCUGCUUGUGUCAUUGCUAUAUUUUCUUCACGUGGAAUUGGGUCAGAAUCAAAGAUGCUACUGUAAACACAUUCAGUGAUCAGAAUAGGAAUGUACCACAUUUAUUCAGCCAUGGAAAAAACAUCACUGGAAAACUGCAUAUUUUUCAGUUGAAAUGUUUGUCUCAGGUGGAAAAUAAUGAUCUCACUAUUAUGACAGUUCCUGCAGGACUGGAACUUUUCUGCUGAUGGUACCAGGGGAGACGACUAUGUUUUAGGAUGAAUAUUUUGCAAAUCUAAAAUAAUCUUGUCAAGCAAUUAGUGAAGCACUGAGGGCAGUGGCUCUGCUGCUGUAAGAAGAAAAGCUGAAGAAAAAACUUUUAAUAAUAUACUGGGCCUUUAAAUUAUUUAAUGGAGGAAUCAUUAUAUUAUUAAUGGGCAAAGGACUAAGGUAUGGUUAACUUUUACAGGUGUCAGUAACAAUUCCCUGUCGUAUGAAUGCAGGUUGAAUACUUAUUUAAGAUUAUAGACUUUUCCAAAAAAAAAAAAAAAA
Cynoglossus semilaevis (tongue sole) is the source of this 5016-nucleotide messenger RNA. RefSeq names its product syntaxin binding protein 6 (amisyn) (gene stxbp6). Gene Ontology annotation, molecular function: phosphatidylinositol-4,5-bisphosphate binding. The transcript is spliced from 6 exons. Gene Ontology annotation, cellular component: plasma membrane; exocyst. The record is from RefSeq and is a predicted model, not a curated record. The coding region runs from base 505 to 1173 and encodes 222 amino acids. Lineage: Eukaryota; Metazoa; Chordata; Actinopteri; Pleuronectiformes; Cynoglossidae. Gene Ontology annotation, biological process: Golgi to plasma membrane transport; regulation of SNARE complex assembly; exocytosis.